ACUUUUGAUAUGGAUUACCAAGUUUGACAAGAUUGACAACAGUAAGGAUGGGACGGAAAGGAAUUAGGCUAUAAUCAUAGAACAAUAAUAGUGGACGAUUAGGUAAAAUAAACAUUAAACUUUUACAGUAUUACCUGUAUAAAGAUUUGAAUUGAAGUUAACCAAGUGUAUUCAAACAAUUAAGGAAGAUGGAAAGGAUUCCCGAGCAAAUGGGUUAUUUGAUCAUGACAAUGGAUGGAGCUGUGAUUUCCUCAGGUGGUGAUUUAGAAAAUAAUGAAAAAAUUGCGGACAUUAUAUCAAAAACAAUUGGAACUAGUAAAAGCUUAUAUGUACCCGAUGAACAAUUCCAAAACAUGUCAAUUUUGUUUCAACAUUAUCAUUAUUCUGUUUGUGUGUCAAAUAAGAAAAUCCAUGUCUCUAAAAUUAGACACGAUCCCAACGCAUUAGAAAAUGAUGAAGUCAAAGUAAUUACAGAAAGUUCUUGAUUGGAAAAUCUAGUUUUUUUCUAUAUUCUAAGGCACAAGAUAAAAAUGUCUAAGUUAAGUAAUUCCUAUUGUAUAAGUAGGUGCUACCAUUUUAUAUAGUGUUAAAAAUAUUUCAAAUGUAUUAAAUUAUAAUAUUUAUUGUUCACAUUACUAUUGAAUCAGUUUGAGUUAAACCAUUAAAGAUGCACUUAAGCUUAA
This is a messenger RNA of Myzus persicae (green peach aphid), 683 nucleotides long. RefSeq names its product ragulator complex protein LAMTOR4 homolog (gene Lamtor4). The coding region runs from base 189 to 485 and encodes 98 amino acids. Gene Ontology annotation, biological process: positive regulation of TOR signaling; cellular response to amino acid stimulus. Gene Ontology annotation, molecular function: guanyl-nucleotide exchange factor activity. The transcript is spliced from 3 exons. The record is from RefSeq and is a predicted model, not a curated record. Gene Ontology annotation, cellular component: lysosome; Ragulator complex. Lineage: Eukaryota; Metazoa; Arthropoda; Insecta; Hemiptera; Aphididae.